Anolis sagrei ordinatus is the source of this 2900-nucleotide messenger RNA. RefSeq names its product piggyBac transposable element derived 5 (gene PGBD5). The record is from RefSeq and is a predicted model, not a curated record. Gene Ontology annotation, biological process: non-replicative DNA transposition. Gene Ontology annotation, molecular function: transposase activity. NCBI's taxonomy places the organism in Eukaryota, Metazoa, Chordata, Lepidosauria, Squamata, Anolidae.
CUCGAUGAGGAGGCCGCGGGAGCGAUGUUGAGCUGGCUGCCGCUGCUUCCCCCGAUGGCUCUGCAGACGACGCACAGGGGCGGGUGGUGCCGGGCUGAGCGGGAGGCUGGGCUCCGCGGAGGAGGAGAACGAGAAGGAGGAGGCGGAGGCAGCAGCGCCUGUUUGCCGCCUUCAGUGACCGAGCCGCUCCUGCUGCUGGGCUGCUGCCUCCGGCCCGAGGACCCCACCGAGCGGGGUCUGCUCCUGGCGCCGCCGCCGCUUCUUCUGCCGGAGGAGGAGGAGGAGGAAGAGCAGAGGAGGAGGAUGAUGGCCAUGGCGGGCGAGGGGCAGCGGCGGAAGGCGCUCUCGCUGCUCGAGGCGGCCCGCUGCCGCUACGAGAGCCUCCAGAUCUCCGACGACGUCUUCGGAGAGUCCGGCCAGGACAGCAGCGGCGCCGGGAACCCUUUCUACAGCACCACGGCCGAGUCCCGCUCCGCCUCCGAGGAAGAAGAGGAGGAGGAAGCCGCUCGGGCAAGCAGGGAAGGGCGCGGAGCCUCCCAAGGCAGGAGAGCCGGCCAGCCAGAGGAGGAGGAAGACGACCAGGAGACCCCGCCGCCGCCUUUGCCGGCUGGUUGUCCGCCGGAGACCGAGCAGGAGGAGGAAGAGGAAGGCAAGGGAGGAUGGGGCUCCGGGUUAAAGGAGGCGCCCAGCCCGGCUUUCCACGAGAGCAGCGGCCCAACACGCAAAAUGCUACCUACCGCCAGCGCAAUGGACUUCUUUCAACUCUUUGUCCCUGACAAUGUGCUGAAGAAUAUGGUGGUGCAAACGAAUAUGUACGCCAAGAAGUACCAGGAGAGAUUUGGGAGUGAUGACACUUGGGUGGAUGUCACUUUGAUGGAAAUUAAAGCUUUUUUGGCAUACAUGAUAUCCACAAGCACUCACCACUGUGAGUCUGUCCUUAGCAUUUGGAGUAGCGGAUUCUAUAGCAACAAGAGCAUAGCUCUGAUCAUGUCCCAGCCAAGAUUUGAGAAGAUACUCAAGUACUUCCAUAUCGUGGCCUUCCGUUCCAGUCAGACAACACAGGGCCUCUACAAAAUCCAGCCCUUUCUGGACUCUCUGCAACAUAGCUUCGACUCUGCUUUUAAGCCUUCCCAAACCCAGGUCCUCCACGAGCCUUUGAUUGAUGAAGAUCCUAUUUUCAUCGCCACCUGCACAGAGCGAGAGUUACGGAAGAGGAAAAAGCGGAAAUUCAGCCUCUGGGUUAGGCAGUGCUCAUCUACAGGUUUUAUAUGCCAGAUCUAUGUCCACCUGAAAGAAGGAAGUGGGACCGAAGGCCUGGAUGCUUUGAAGAAUAAAACCCAGCUCCACAGCAUGGUGGCCAAGAGCCUUUGUCAGAAUGCUGCAGGGAAAAACUACAUUAUCUUCACUGGCCCCAGCAUCACCAGCCUGAAUCUCUUUGAAGAGUUUGAGAAGCAAGAGAUUUAUUGCUGUGGGUUGCUCAGCACACGGAAAAGCGACUGCACAGGCCUGCCCCAGUCUAUGCUGAACAAUCCGGAUGUUCCACAGACUCGAGGACAACACAGGAUAAAGAUGAAAGGAAACAUGUCAUUGAUCUGCUGGUACAAUAAAGGCUAUUUUCGGUUUUUGACCAAUGCUUAUUCUCCAGUUCAGCAAGGUGUUAUAAUUAAGAGAAAAAGCGGAGAGAUUCCCUGCCCACUGGCAGUAGAAGCUUUUGCUGCUCAUCUUAGUUAUAUUUGCAAAUAUGAUGACAAAUACAGCAAGUACUUCAUUUCUCAUAAACCAAACAAGACCUGGCAACAAGUUUUCUGGUUUGCCAUCAGCAUUGCCAUCAACAAUGCCUACAUCUUGUACAAAAUGUCCGAUGCCUACCAUGUGAGAAAAUACAGCCGAGUGCAGUUCGGUGAGAGACUUGUAAAAGAGCUGCUAGGCUUGGAGGAUACUUCACCUUGUCAUUGAUGGAUCGUUCCUGGUGGCUUAGGUUAGGAUGGGAGAGUGGAAGAGAAGAAGACUGAGAAGAAGAAGAUUCUGAAAUGCCAAAAUAAGGAGCAUCACAAAAUGACCAGGGAAGCCAUUCGCGUGUUUGGGGUCUUUGACAAAGGCCCACUUGAUAUUCAGAGGGCUCUGAAGGGAGCAACAUCUGAAAGCUGCACAUAUGAAUGCACCGUGGGCACUUGUGCAUUAGAAGUGAAUUUAUGUUCGUAGCUAUUUCUUAAUACUAUUUGUCAAACAGGGUGUUAGUUGUUGUGUGAGCCCCCUUUCCUCCCCCAUCCCCCCCAUACACUAACACAGCUUGACAGUUAAGACUGGGCAGUACAUAUUCGGAUUUGAAUAGUGUGAUCAACACACAGUGUCAAGCGAGAUGUGCUGUCUUGUGGCUGUGAAUGUUCAGCAGCUGGGGAGGGGUCACCAAGUCGUCUCUGGCAGAAAAAUAUUGAAAAAUGUAUAAAUCUAUUUUGCAAGCCUAUUGUUAGGCAACAGCAACAAAGUCUUAGUGGAUUGAUGAAGAUUUUAUUUUCUUGCAGUGCUUUUGGAUCAUAGGGGUAAAUGAAAGCAAUUUUUUUAUAUAAAUGAGUGGUCAGAAGCCGGAGGAGCUUACCAAUCCAAACUAAAGUCAUGUUGCCACCUCUGAAGUCAACACAAGCUUUGGGGUUGACUUCAGUGAUGUCAUAUUAGGAACAUGAGAUUACAAUUUAAUUGUAACAGCAUGUCCCAUUACUUUUCCAAAAAUGAAUCCGAUGAUAUAGUGUGAGAACUACAAAAGUUCAUUUGAAUUUUGAUUAUUUUGAUUUAAUGUCAGUUGAAUGGUUGUAUAAACACUAGGCAUGGGCAAUCCAUGGUUAUAAAUAGUUCUAAAGUACUUACAAAACUAGCGGGUGCUGGUGCUUUGCUUCUAAAGUGUU